UAGGGAAUUGUAAGAGGCCGGCUUCCUUUUGAAAUCAGGAGGUGAGGAAACAAAAAGGCAAUCUGGGUGUUAGGUUCUUACAAGUUCUUUGGAAAGUGGUCAAGCGUGCCAGCUGAAGAUGGCGGUGACAAAUGGCCUGCGGCUCCUUUGUCAACUAUUACCACACACCUUGCCAUGGAGAAGGCUCCAGAUGUUCAGGCCCUGGCCUAGGCGGCCCUGCAGUCUCUACACUUGUACGUACAGAACCCGGAACCGAACCUUGCAUCCGCUCUGGGAGAGGGUAGACCUGCUUCCUGGCGGUGAUCGUCAGUCGCCCAUCAACAUCCGGUGGAGGGACAGUGUUUAUGAUCCUGGCCUCAAACCUCUGACCAUCUCUUACGAUCCAUCCACCUGCCUCCACGUCUGGAAUAACGGCUACUCCUUCCUGGUGGAAUUUGAGGACUCUGCUGACAAAUCAGUAAUCAAGGGAGGACCACUGGACCACAACUAUCGGCUGAAGCAGUUCCAUUUUCAUUGGGGGGCCAUCAACACGUGGGGCUCAGAGCACACGGUGGACAGCAAAUGCUACCCAGCUGAGCUCCACCUGGUCCAUUGGAAUGCGGUUAAAUUUGAGACCUUUGAGGAUGCGGCCCAGGAGGAAAAUGGAUUGGCUGUGAUCGGAAUCUUUUUGAAGCUCGGCAAACACCAUGAAGAGCUGCAGAAACUGGUGUCUUUGCUGCCGUCGAUUAAGCACAAGAACACCCUUGUGGAAUUUGCGUCAUUCGAUCCUUCCUGCCUGAUGCCCACCUGCCCAGAUUACUGGACCUACUCGGGGUCUCUGACCACCCCACCACUCUCUGAAUCUGUCACCUGGAUCAUUAAGAAGCAACCAAUAGAGGUUGAUCAUGGUCAGCUUGAUCAAUUUCGGACCCUGCUGUUCACAUCAGAGGGGGAGAAAGAGAAAAGAAUGGUCGACAACUUCCGGCCCCUGCAGCCCCUGAUGAAUCGCACUGUCCGCUCAUCCUUCCGCCACGACUAUGUGCUAAAUAUAGAGGCCAAGUCGAAGCAACAGAGCAGCCAGGCAGCCCCUUAAGACGUUCCUAGCCAGGCAGUGUUUUCCCUCAAUGCCUACUAACUUUUACAAAUUGUUAACUAGACGAUUUGAAACAGCUGCACUUUACUAAUAAUGGAUCAUAGCUCUUAUAGAUGUUUAUUUUUUGGUAUGGGAGCUGUCUAUCAGUCUUUGCAGAACUCUCUUUACCAAAUAGAUUUCUACUUUUGCCAAUAAUGAUAUUUAGCACUGGAGUAAUAGCCAGACCCGCCAGAGUCCCAGGGACUGAUGGUGGUACCUUUUGAUGCCUGCCUUUUCUGAGCUACUGUUUCCUCUUCGUCAGGUAGUAAGGGUUUCCAUGGAGGUUCAGGUAGGCACGGCCAUCAAAAUGUCAACUGGGAAGGCACAGGCCCUGACCUUGUAGUUCAGGACCCUGGCAGAAACAGACCCCCAGCCCAGGCUGGUGAUCCCUGACCGAAUGUCUGAGGUACACUUUGGUCUCCAAAUGCAAGCACGUACCCUUGGGUCUUGUAGGAGGCCGCCUGCUCUCUCAUGGUCAUUGCCAGAACUUGCUGUGCUCGUUAUCAGUUCAUAAUCUAGAAGAUGUAUUGUGCAAUCUGAAGACAAUAAGGACUUUUACUUAUAGCCUAAAAUCCUCUUGUGUUUCUGCGGGCCGGAUAUUUUUCUUCAAGACUUGCUCAGGUAGAAAGCAUGUGUAGAACAUUCGAAAGAAAACACAGCACUUAGAAUUCCUUCCUGGCACUUUUACAGGAAAAAGUUUUUGUUUUUCCCCCAAGGAUUAAUCAUCGACUCAUCCCCAGUGGAUGGUACUGUUUUGUAUGCCCUGGCCACCGUUUUAUAGCAGGUGUUGGUGAGUUGAUACCGGCAGGAGCCGACCUUCUUGGUUUCCAAGGUGGGCAACCAGCGUCAAUUCUCCCCAUUUCUACAAUAGCAGAGGAGACUUUUGUUCUAGGAAGAGGGAAAGAAACUUUCCAGAUAGGGUAAUUAUGCCGCUUACUCUGAAGAUUACACACCACUGCUGCCCUAGCCUGGAAGUCUGUGUUCAUUCAGAAUCAAGGUCGCAUCCAUGA
Molecule: messenger RNA, 2121 nt
Organism: Echinops telfairi (small Madagascar hedgehog)
Lineage: Eukaryota; Metazoa; Chordata; Mammalia; Afrosoricida; Tenrecidae
Gene: CA5B
Product: carbonic anhydrase 5B
Exons: 8
Coding region: 119-1072 (317 amino acids)
Cellular component (GO): cytoplasm; mitochondrion
Molecular function (GO): zinc ion binding; carbonate dehydratase activity
Source: RefSeq, a predicted model, not a curated record